AUGACCAAACCUACUGACGCCGGACCCUCUAAACCAAUUGUCCCCUCUCUUCACCCAGCCUAUUCCGUUUCCAAUAUCCAAUCCAAGAUCAGAACCCUGGAUGGUACCAAAGUUUCAUACACCUCCUGGGUUAAACUCUUUAAAUUCAAUGCUAUUGCUUAUAAAGUUCUGAAUCAUAUUGACGGUUCCCCACAGCCGGAAUCAACGGAUACGAAAUAUGCGGCUUGGAAAGAAUUGGAURCACUUGUCUCCCAAUGGAUCUACAGCACUCUCUCCGACGACCUGCUCACCCGGGUCCUCGACAUGGAUGCCACUGCACAUGACACCUGGUUUCGGCUUGAGAAAAUUUUUCUCAGCAACAAACAAGCGAAGGCUGGUGCACUCGAAACCCAGUUCGUCAACCUAACUCUUGCAGCCUGCUCCUCAGUCGAUGAUUAUUGCCAACAACUGACGAACCUUGCCAAUCAACUUGCUGCUGUUGAUCAGCCCGUUAACGACAAAAGGUUAGUAUUACAACUCGUUAGUGGACUUUCACAGGAGUUUGACACCACUGCUCAACUUAUUCACUCGCAAGAAGCUGACUGGGAUCUUGCAACAACUAUGCUACGUGAUGAAGUAAUCAGAAAAGAGGCACGCCAACAGCAGUCCACAUCGGUACUGGUGGCCCCCACAGACCAAACUCCAACCCCGAACCCACUGUUACACUGCCCGAACCCACCAAACAACACCUCCACCCCGAUCCAGCAACCUGCUCCAAUUCAACCAAUAGGUCAGCCAUUCCGGGGUCAGGGACGAGGUCGAAAUCAGUACCAGGGUCGCGGGGGUCGUGGGCGCGGAUACCGAGGUCAGUCAAACAAUGUUAAUUGGGCUUUUUAG
Cynara cardunculus var. scolymus (artichoke) is the source of this 876-nucleotide messenger RNA. RefSeq lists its product as uncharacterized. Bases 1 to 876 code for a protein of 291 amino acids. The transcript has a single exon. NCBI's taxonomy places the organism in Eukaryota, Viridiplantae, Streptophyta, Magnoliopsida, Asterales, Asteraceae. The record is from RefSeq and is a predicted model, not a curated record.